UUUAAUGAAUGACCCCUCAUUUUAAAGAUAACAUACUCAGGUAUAUGAAAAUACCAAUAACUUGAAUUUCAAAUUUUGCUACAACUUAGCCAUUUUGCCACAACAUGCCUCAUAUGAGUUGGUAGUUAAUAAUUCCAAUUAACAAAUUUCCUCAAGUCAUGCUUGACUUCACACAAAAAAAUAUGCUAAGUCACAUGAUCAAAAUGAAACCUAAAAAUAACUUUUGGAAAAUAACCAGGUUUCCUGUUUGUUUCAUGAAUUGUUAGCUCAGAGAACAAAAUACGUGUCAAUGAAGAGAACUGAAUUCUUGGUCGUCUUUAUUGAUUGCAAGAGCCAUUUUUUCUUCCUUAAAAAUUAUUUGUAAUUCAAAAUUCUUUUUUACUAAACCAGAAUAAUAUUAUAUGCACUUGUGGUUUAGUUAAAAAGAAUUUUGAUUUACAAUAUUAUUAUAUAACAAUUUAUGUUCUUAAAUCUAUUAAAUCUCUAAAAGUUACUUGAAAUUAUUUAUUUUUUUUACUUUAAUCUCAGUGUUUUCUUUCCAGUUGUAAUUAUUUUGUAGUUCUAAAUAAUACUUGUAUUUAUGAGGAAAAAUUGUAAAAAAUGCAAAAAUUUGGAGAAAAAUUCUGGCAAUUCAAAUAAAGAGUUUAGAACUUAAAUAGAUGAGAGAAGAGUGCCAUCAGCAUUCAGACCCUGACUUCACUUUAAUAUAACCGUUUUCUUUUCUGUUGUAAUUAUUGUGUUGUUCUAAUUUAUGAGGAAAAAAUAAAAACCAAUUUAAUAGCUAUAAUAAAAUUCUGGAGAUUAAAAUAAUGAUUUAAAACUUAAUAGAGGAGAGGAGAGUAUUAUCAACAUUUGGAUCCUCCCAAAAUCUGCAGACUUGGAAGAUGUCCACAAUUUAACAUUGAACUUUACAGCACAUCUAGAUGUACAUAUGACUAAUUUCCUCAAGUUGCAUUGCAUUCGAAAUAAACCUAGCCUAUGCCAAGUCACAUUAAUGUGAAGAUAAAACCUGGAAUAAAAACUACAUUUCUGUUAGAGACACCUCACAUAUUGUACAAUCACCUCAGCAGAGAAAUUUAAAGAAUUUUUUCAAGAUGGCUACCAGUAAGCUGAAUCAAUUUCUAGAACAUGUUGAUGAGAAGGUCUUGGAGUGCACCAUCUGCUUUAAGAGACUUCAGAAUCCUAAAUCUCUCAGUUGCCUCCAUAGUUUCUGUUUGGCAUGUCUGGAAGAUUGGGUUAUGGAGGAGGGUAAGCUGACUUGCCCAACUUGCUUAAAAUCAUAUCCCAUUCCAGAGGGCGGGCUUCAGAAGCUUCCACCAAAUACCUUUCUAAAUAACCUAUUAGAAACUAUUGAACAAUUUUCAGAAAGGGACCAGAUCAAAUGUGUUUGUGAAAAUGAAGGACAGCCAGAAUAUUACUGCCAGGAUUGCAGAAAGCACUUGUGCUCUACUUGUAGUGACCAUCAUAAAAUAUUGCCAAUGUCGGAAAAUCACAAGCUACAUUCAGUUGAGGAUAUGCAAUCAAUGACGCCUUUACAGAUUGCAGCGUUACAUCCUCCGAUGUGUUCCAUUCACGAUGAGCCUUUAAGCCUUUUCUGCUGCAAUAUUCCAAUAUGCAUGCAUUGCACAAUUACUGUCCACAAUGCUUGGGAAGGAAAUCACAAACCAAUCAGCAUUUCUAAAGCAUAUGAAUCAUCAAAAAAAACAUUGGAAUCUUUGAAGAAAUCUACCCAUCACUGUAAAAGCAUUUUAUAUGAGGGUCUCAUAGCAAUUAUUGAAAAUUCUAAGAACUUAGAUGAAAGUACAGAUAAAGGUUUGAGAGAUAUUGAUGAACAUGUGCAAACAAUGAUCAAUCAAGUCAAGAAAAAUGGAGAAAAAAUGAAAAAUGAAUUACAGAUGCUAUACAAAAAGAAAAAGAAAAUAAAUUAUACACAAAAGGAUGAAUUGACAACAAAAAUAUCGGAUAUAGAUACAAAACUGGGUUUUCUUAAUCAGUUAUUGAAGAGUGAUAAAGUUACAGUAAUUCAAUCAAGUGAAACAGUAAUUACAGCACUGAAUGAGAGAAUAAAUGAAUUGCCAAAAACAGAGCCAAAUGAUAAUGGUCAAAUCUACUUCUUUAAAAAUAAAAGUCAACUUGCUUCAUUGCAACUAAGUGUUAUGGGAUAUGUAUCACACAUGAGGGCAGCAGACUAUCUGACAUUAAAGGGACCGAUAUCAGUGACCCAAGGUCAAACAAUAACUGUCUAUGUAAUCAAAACAGAUGAAUGUGAAAUACAUGAAAAUCAACUGAAGGCAAAGUGGACACAGCCUACAGGAGAAACCAAUAUUGCUGAAGUUCAAGAAUGCUCGUAUGGCAAUGGGAAGUUCUUUGUUACAGGAAAAUGCACAAGUCCAGGAUUUUGUAAAAUCUAUGUGACAGCUGAUGGUGAGCAAAUCAAGAAAUCACCAAUGAUAAUCAAAGUAGAGAAAGUAGGAUUAGUAAAAACCAUUGAUAUAUACAAUCUAUUAAUCUAUCCACAUGGCACAAAAUAUCAAAGACAUAUGAAUGUAAACUAUAAUCAGAAAGAUGAUUGCUUGCUGGUUUCAUGUGGUACAAAUGAAAUACUCAAGUACAAGCAAUCAGGAGCAUAUAUUGGUAAGGUUACACUACCAAAAGGUAUGAGAGUUAACAGAAUGUACAUAAUGAAGAAUGGUAACAUAGCAUUUAGCGAUUUCAAUAAUAAAUGCAUCAUGGUAUGUGAUAACAAUGGUCAGGUGAUUAAGUCAAUUGGUCAGGGGAUAUUAACAGAGCCAGCAGGUAUCUAUGUGGAUGAGGCCUCAAAACUUGUCUAUGUAGCAGAUGAGGUUGGUGGCUUGUUCAUGUUUGACUUUGUUAGCGGCCAGAUGAUCAGGAAGAUAGGGCCAAAAAACAGACUUUUAUUAAAGAUGAAUGGAGUCACUGAUGUUACUCUUACAAAUCAAGGAAAUCUUCUUGCAUUGGAGUUUGCUGAACCACACAGAUUGCAACUAUUUGAUAAUGAGGGAAGGUUCAUAAAAGUCCUUGUUGAAGCAGGUUAUGAGAAUGGUGAGGUGAGGAAUCCACGUAGAAUAGUAGUUGAUUUGGAUGACAACAUCAUUAUAUUAAGCAAACACAAACUACAACUAUUAAGUGACAAUGGAAGUUUCAUCAAAAGAAUUGAUAAACAAGAAGAUGGAAUUAAUGGACCAAUGGGAUUAUGCAUAAUUUCAUAUUGUCCACGGAGAGUUGCAGUAGCAAAUUCUGAAGCCAAAUUUAAUCCUAUACAAAUAUUCAACUAUUAGCAUGCUGUCCCAACUUGCACUUUUUUUUAUUGCUUUUUAGUAAAACUUGAAUCACCUAAUAAUAAAUUAGGUAUAUAUAUAUAUAUAUAUAUUAUGAAUGUAUUAAUAAAACCAUAUUUUGCAGGAAAUAGUGAUAGGAAAACCAUACUCAAUAAAGUCUAGUUAGUCCUGCCCUGUUUUGUAUUGUGUUUUUAGUACAACAUAUUUCACUUUAUAUUUAAUUAGGAGUACAUUAUGAAUACCUACAAACAAAUCAUGAAGAAUUUAGACAAACACAAACUUAAAAAUUAUUAUUAAUCAUAUCAUAAAGAUGAUCUACUCUGUUGGAUAAACAAGCAUUAAUCUUAAUUAACAUUACAUUAAUCUUAAUAGUUUUCUGACACCUUAACUUAUUAGGCCAAAAAAAAAUUGUUUGUUUGCUCUCCCCAUCUGCCUCUAAUUCACUGGAAAAAAUAGGGGCGGAAAAACAAAAAAACUUGAUUUUUUUUUAGCUUUUUUUAAAACAAAUUUUAAAAAAUGUGAGUGAAUUUAUCUUUAUUUUUUGCCAGAUGCCCUACA
Messenger RNA from Anneissia japonica, 3857 nucleotides. Its product is annotated as protein wech-like. The record is from RefSeq and is a predicted model, not a curated record. The transcript is spliced from 2 exons. The coding region runs from base 1095 to 3299 and encodes 734 amino acids. Gene Ontology annotation, biological process: protein polyubiquitination; proteasome-mediated ubiquitin-dependent protein catabolic process; negative regulation of translation. NCBI's taxonomy places the organism in Eukaryota, Metazoa, Echinodermata, Crinoidea, Comatulida, Comatulidae. Gene Ontology annotation, molecular function: zinc ion binding; translation repressor activity; ubiquitin protein ligase activity. Gene Ontology annotation, cellular component: nucleoplasm; chromatin.